AAUACUGGAAUCUUAAUAUACACAUCGCUUAUAUACUACUUCAUUAUCUAAGUACAAAAAGUUGUGUUGAGAGCCGCUCUGGUUCUAGGGUUUUCCGUUUCUUCACCGAGAUCAAUGGAGAAGAAGUUCGAUAAGAAGUUCACUUGGGUGAUCAAAGAUUUCUCUUCUUUGCAAUCAGUGAAUAUACUGUCAGAUAUUUUCGUUGUCCGUGGCUGCAAAUGGCAACUUAAUGCAUAUCCCAAAGGAAACAAGGGUCAGAACUUUUUGUCUUUGUUUCUGGAAGUCGCCGGUUAUGGAUCAUUCCCAUCUGGAUGGAGAAGACACGCACGAUUUCGCGUUAUUGUAGUAAAUCAACGUUCUGAGACACUCUCCCGGCAACUUGAAGGACAAAACUGGUUUGAAGAGAAGGCUAAGGGCUGGGGUUUUCCAUCCAUGCUUUCUCUUGAUGAAAUUAAUGCCAAAGAUAGUGGGUUCCUGGUGAAUGGGGAGCUCAAGAUUGUUGUCGAGAUAGAUCUUCUUGAAAUUAUUGGCAAAGUAGAGGUUAAUGGGUUUCACCUUCUUUCUUCACAGGUGGAAUCUGUGAGCCGUAUGUUUGAAAAACAUCCAGAAACUGCCUCUGAAGUACAUCUAAAGAACCCAAAUCUUAGGACAGGUUACAUGAGUUUGCUACUAAGUCUGAUAGAUACUCUGUGCCAGUCUCCUCACAAGCUCCCCAAGGAUGAUCUGGAUGAGGCUCAUUAUGCACUGGAAUCAUUGACUGAUGCUGGUUUAAAGUUGGAUUGGUUGGAGAAGAAAAUUUCUCAAGUGUCAGAAAUGAAGGAGAAAGAGAAAGAUGGUGAGAGUCGUAGGCAAGAUAUUGAGAAAGAGUUGAAAGAUUUAAAGCAGAAGUGCUCAGAUGUGGAAGCUCAGCUGGAGAAGGAGAAGUCAGAGGCGUUGGCUGCAAAAGCUCCCUUCUCAUUCGAUGAUAUUAUUCAAUGAUCUUGAGUUAUUAGAAUUUAGAAGUUUGUUCUUAUUUGGUUAUGCAAUGUUGUUUGAA
This is a messenger RNA of Brassica oleracea var. oleracea, 1036 nucleotides long. RefSeq names its product protein RESTRICTED TEV MOVEMENT 3-like. Bases 115 to 978 code for a protein of 287 amino acids. Gene Ontology annotation, molecular function: protein binding. NCBI's taxonomy places the organism in Eukaryota, Viridiplantae, Streptophyta, Magnoliopsida, Brassicales, Brassicaceae. The record is from RefSeq and is a predicted model, not a curated record. The transcript has 4 exons.